This is a messenger RNA of Linum tenue, 315 nucleotides long. Lineage: Eukaryota; Viridiplantae; Streptophyta; Magnoliopsida; Malpighiales; Linaceae. The record is from the annotation of a GenBank genome assembly.
GGGUCACAAGUAUUCUAACAGGUGUUACAUCGGCUAAUUUGAAUGAAAAUUUUUGAUCAAGUUAGAACUACUAAUGAGGCAGUUGCUAAAAUUGGAUACUAUCGAGGCUAAACGAAAGCUGGGGUUCAAUGGAAGGAUCAAUUCACCCAGGAUUUUGCAACCAGAUCCGCCAAAACAUUACAGCCUGACAAGAUAUGAUAUCGCUUUUGAUUAAAGCUCAAAUGACACCAACGAGCAUGAGUGGCAGUGGUAGGCUUGUGGCUUUCUUCGUUUCUUUCUAUUCUUUUGGCAGCAACUUGAUGACUUUUGCAAGAG